Molecule: messenger RNA, 672 nt
Organism: Lottia gigantea (owl limpet)
Lineage: Eukaryota; Metazoa; Mollusca; Gastropoda; Lottiidae
Exons: 1
Coding region: 1-672 (223 amino acids)
Biological process (GO): potassium ion transmembrane transport
Cellular component (GO): voltage-gated potassium channel complex; membrane
Molecular function (GO): delayed rectifier potassium channel activity
Source: RefSeq, a predicted model, not a curated record
AUGUAUCUGUCGGCCUUAGAUUAUGUUACAAUUACUUUCUUUACGCUCGACUUAUUACUUCGAAUUAUAUUCUGCCCUAAUAAACUGCGAUUUUUCUUUGAUAUGGUCAAUAUAGUAGAUACAAUAUCAUUGAUAGCCGUGUAUUCACAUGUAAUCGUCAAAUUGUGUAUUCCAAAUGAAAAAUAUAAAGAAAGUCUGGUUGAUAUAAUGGAAGCUAUACAUUUACUCCGAAUUUUAAGAUUACUGAGAAUUCUACAGAAGAUGCGCGUGUUUAGAGUAUUGGCUUACUCUCUAAAGACGGGAUAUCAAGAAUUCAUUUUGGUUAUAUCUUUCUUUUCAUUUGCUGCUGUUACAUUUGGUUGUUUGAUUUGUCAUUUAGAUGGUAAAAAUAAGAUACUACAUAUUCCUGAUGGAAUUUAUUGGGCUGUGGUGACGAUGACAACAGUGGGAUAUGGUGAUAUGUAUCCAAUGACUUUCCUCGGAAAAGUGAUUGCUGGGUGUAUGGCUGUACUUGGAAGUUUAAUAUCAGCGUCUCUAAUUCCAGUAUUUGUUAACAACUUUCUUUUUUUCUACACGAAUUCAAACAAUUUAUCAUUAGAAACUAAACCCAAAGCAAAGUCUAAAACUCGUGUUGGGUGUACUGGAAAGCCGAAGUUACAAAAACCCAUUUAA